Molecule: messenger RNA, 6445 nt
Organism: Bufo gargarizans (Asiatic toad)
Lineage: Eukaryota; Metazoa; Chordata; Amphibia; Anura; Bufonidae
Gene: CPEB3
Product: cytoplasmic polyadenylation element binding protein 3
Exons: 10
Coding region: 158-2044 (628 amino acids)
Biological process (GO): negative regulation of cytoplasmic translation
Cellular component (GO): nucleus; cytoplasm; synapse
Molecular function (GO): translation factor activity, RNA binding; ribosome binding; mRNA 3'-UTR binding
Source: RefSeq, a predicted model, not a curated record
GUUCCGGUGCUGGGGCGCAGAGACGUGGCGGAGCGGUGAUGCGGCUCCUUGGCCCCCGCUGCAGGGCACACGCAGCUGCUCGCAGUGCUCUGGUGCCCGCUGACUCAGUCCUAACCUCCUCUGCCUUUCUCUCUCCCCUGUUUCAGCCGCACAAGCCAUGCAGGAUGACUUACUGAUGGACAGAAGCCACCCUCAGCAGAGGCAGCAGCAGGACCCCAGCAGCUCAGAAGCCCCCUGUUGUGCAGAGCCCCCCAGCCCUGAGAACAGCAGCAGCACCCCAACUCUGAAGGAGAAGAUGCAGAUGGAGUCCCCCAUCUUACCUGGUCUGAGCUUCCCCCAGCCUGGUCAGCAGGAGCCCCCCACUGGCCCUUCCCUGUCCCCAUCCUUCGGAAGCACCUGGUCCACCGGAGGCUCUGGCAAUGCUGUGGAUGACAGCUUUUUCCAAGGAAUUACCCCUGUCAACGGGACCAUGCUGUUCCAGAACUUCCCUCACCACCACCACGUCAGCCCUGUAUUUGGGGGCACCUACUCCCCUCAGCUGGGGCUGGCUCAUCAGACUCAUCAGCAGCAGAGAAGGUCCCCUGUCAGCCCCAACAACCACCCCCCCUACAACCAGAGGACCGCUUACAGCCACCAGGCCAUCCUGACCAACAAGCCCUCCACCUCGUCCUCCUCUUCGCUGUCUCCUUCCAGCUGGAAUAACCAGCAGAAUGCAGCGUGGAAUAACCCCUCCAAUCCCUGGGGAGGUCUGCAGCCGGGCAGAGACCCCCGCAGGGCGGUGGGGGUAGGAGUAGGGGUCGGAGUCGGGGUGCCCUCACCGCUCAAUCCGAUCUCCCCAUUGAAAAAACCUUUCUCCAGUAAUGUGAUUGCACCCCCCAAAUUUCCUCGCGCUUCACCUCUGGCUCCCAAAUCCUGGGUGGAGGACAACGCUUUCAGGACGGAUAACGGCAAUACCCUUUUGCCCUUGCAGGACCGGAACAGGCCCUAUGAUUCUUUUAACUUGCACUCUUUGGAGAAUUCACUAAUGGAUAUGAUUAGGACUGAUCAUGAACCUCUAAAAGCUCGAAUGGGGAUUAAUUUCCAUCACCCAGCAACAGAUAACAUAAUGGCACUUAACACCAGGAGCUAUGGUCGGAGACGAGGUCGAUCUUCUCUUUUCCCCUUUGAAGAUGGAUUCCUUAGCGAUAGUCACACUGAUCAGUCCUUGUCAUCCGGCUUAAGUUCUCCUACACACUGUCAGAACGGCGAACGGGUAGAGCGCUACUCUCGUAAGGUGUUUGUGGGCGGAUUGCCUCCAGAUAUUGAUGAAGAUGAGAUCACUGCAAGCUUUCGGAGGUUUGGCCCUUUGGUGGUAGAUUGGCCUCAUAAAGCAGAAAGUAAAUCUUACUUUCCACCCAAAGGUUAUGCCUUCCUGCUCUUUCAAGAGGAAAGUUCUGUGCAGGCUCUGAUAGACGCCUGUUUGGAGGAGGAUGGCAAGCUUUACCUGUGUGUCUCCAGUCCCACCAUCAAGGACAAACCUGUCCAGAUUAGACCCUGGAAUCUCAGUGACAGCGACUUUGUAAUGGAUGGCUCUCAACCGUUGGAUCCAAGAAAAACCAUAUUUGUUGGAGGUGUUCCACGACCUUUGCGAGCUGUUGAACUGGCUAUGAUCAUGGAUCGUCUUUAUGGUGGCGUGUGCUAUGCUGGAAUUGAUACCGAUCCUGAAUUGAAAUACCCAAAAGGUGCCGGGCGGGUGGCAUUCUCAAAUCAGCAGAGCUACAUAGCAGCCAUCAGUGCUCGAUUCGUUCAGCUGCAGCACAAUGAUAUUGACAAGCGGGUGGAAGUGAAGCCAUAUGUGCUGGAUGAUCAGAUGUGCGAUGAAUGCCAGGGCACACGCUGUGGUGGGAAGUUCGCGCCCUUCUUCUGCGCCAAUGUCACCUGCCUGCAGUAUUAUUGCGAGUACUGCUGGGCCAGCAUCCAUUCCCGCGCUGGCCGGGAGUUCCACAAACCACUGGUGAAAGAGGGAGGCGACCGGCCACGCCAUGUUCCCUUUCGUUGGAGCUGAGCAUUGCACAUGUCAACACACAGGAGAUCGAGGGCCAUGGAAACCAUCGAGGGGCCCCUUGAUCUGUGGAAGAAAUUGCUCCUUAUGUUCUUCUGUUUUAUAAAUGUUAUUAUUUACAGCCACCUUACUGAACGUAGUGUCCAGUAUAAUGCAAACCUGCAGAGUGUAACUGUUCUCGAUUUUGCACUUUGAUUUAUAACUAUAUAUAUAUUACUAUAUAUAUGGAAAAAAAACAAAAACAUCAUCUGGUUGGUACUUUAAUUUCCUUCACAGACACGUUGUCAGUAGAGACAUCUCAUUAGGCCGGUACAGGUUCCUCUCCCUUCCGGGUUGUUGUGGGUGCGGUGAAGAUUUUCUCUUAGAAACUGGAGCAUGCACUUAAGUAUCUGAUUUACAGCUUAUAUUCUCCUCACCUGUAGAAGAUGUCUUACCAAAGGUCUCAUAAGUCACACUUGGAAAAAUGUAGCAAAGAAAUAAAACGGCAAAGAAAAGAAUCCCACAGCAACAUCAGUCUUGCGCCAUAACCUGUGCAAUGCUAACAGAUCCUAUGAACUUCUAACGUCUAGUGCUUGAUAUUUAAAAACCUUGUCUUUUGUAAUAAGCAAAACGAUAUCUUCUAUACCGUAAAUCAGAUUUCUUUUCCCUUUUUUUUUUUUUUUUUAUUUCAAUUUUUUUUUCAAUUAUUAUUUUUUUUUUAUUGGACAGGUUGGGUUUGGAAGGUAGACCUUUUUAGUGUUAUGUAAAUGUAUGCUGCAAUAGCUUUUGCUGCUAUUAAAAAUGGUAUUGACAAUACCAGAAUACUCUAUUCAGGCUAGGGUAUCUGUGAUUUAAAACCUAAAAAAGACAAAAACCUAUAUAAUUAAUGUAACGUAUAAUUACAAUGAAGUUAAACGAGCUGCUGGAAAUUGAUAUAAAGAACUUCCGAGGAAGGUCGGUUUGAUUUCUUUUAUUUUUUUUCCCUCUUGAUGCAUGUUUGAUCAUUCAGAUUACUGCAUGCAUUACUAUAGCACAUCAUAUACAACCUGACCACAACACACACAAUAAAUGUAGCAUCUACUUAUUCGACAAGUAAUGCUUCAGAAAUAAUAAUUAGCAAAAUAACGACUGGAGGAAGGCAUGUCUCUUUAUCUAGAAUGCAUCUAAGUAAAUGGGGUCAGUUACCGGUAAUUACAGAUUAUUAUUUUUUUUAAAUUAACUACCGCUAAUAAAAACUAAAUGUAGGAUGUAAGUAAAAAAUGAAAAAAAAAAAUGCGGUGCUCUUGUUAUAUUGUGCAAUUUUUUUUAUGUAGUAAGUGAUUUAUGUCAUGUACUGUGAUCAGAUGUAACUUAAAGCCUCUGUGUAUACCUGACAGCUUGUUAGUUCUUAGUUACAAAUCCCUCUUUUUAUAUCUUUGUCGCUUUUUGUUUUUUAUGAUUUUUUAAAAAUAGUUUUUAUAUAUAUUUUUUUUUCUAGCUAUUAUAAACCAGGUUUUACACACAAAGGCCUCAUGCGCACAACCAGAUUUUCAGUACCCAUUCAUUUCUAUCAGGCCACAAACAAUGCAGGCAGCACACGGACGUCACACUCGUGGCCUGUCCGUGUGGCCUUUUCUGGAAAUUAUAGAACAUGUCCUAUUCUUCCAGACAAGAAUAGGUAUUUCUAUGAUGCAGCAUGCACACAGCUCAGAGGUUUGUGGACCGCAAAUUAAAUACGAUUGUGCGCAUGAGGCCUAAUUAUUACAAUUUUUCAUACACUACACCCCCCCCAAAAAAGUUGAGAAUAUUAUCUGUGGGGCUUACACGCUGAGCACAAGUGAUGCUAAAAGAAAUGUCCGCUUUGAAAAUAUAUAUAUAUGGGUAAUGUUUCGUUUUUCUCAUGCCGACAAACCGAACCGUUAUCCUAGAGAUAUCCUGUGAAGCUUGAAGAUUUGAGUCCUGCUAUGGGCAUUUUACUUAGCACAAGGCUGGUAUGUUCUGCAGAUAGUAAAGAAAGUAUUCACGCCCCUCCUCCCCCAAUUCCAAACAUUCACACUUACAGUUGUCUGCAAAAGAUGUCAUGUCUAUGCACAGAGAGCAUCAUUAACUAUCUUGACCCGGAGAUGAUUUUGUGCAUCUCAUAAAAUCCUUUACGGGUUUAAAAUUAUUUAUUUUAUUUUUUUUCAUAUAUUUGUUUAUAUGUUCAGUUGCGAAUGUUAGAUGAGGAAAGAGAAUAUUUUUUUAUAUAUAUAUAUUUUUUCUUUUUUGCUUUUGAUUGUUAUAUUCUAAUAAAUAUGCCGGGCUUGCAUAGUAAUGCGCCCCCCUAUAAUUCAUAUUUACAUAUCCUUUUAAAGCUAAUUGAGGCUAUGGUGACUUUGUUUAAAAAAGAAAAAGAAAAAAAGGCUAUUUUGUCUCUUUACCUUUUUUGUCAUCUGUAAAAUGUAUUUUGUUAUGCACUAUUUGUAUCUGGGCAAUUUUUCACAGUCUGCUUCUAUUUUUUUUUUUUUUUAAGAGAAUCUUUUGACAUGAUCUUUUGCAAUACCUCAAAUUUUGAAUAUAGGAAAGAAAUAUUUUCUAAGUAAGUUUAUUCAGAAAUAUAUAUAUUAAUUUAAGGUUUUUUUAUUUUAGAAAAAAUGAUUUCAUAUUGCUAUUUUUAUUUGUUUUCAUGCUUAUUUGCUUUUUUUGUGUCAGUUAAAGAUUUAGAGAUUUGUAACUUUAUAUAAUAACAUAAAAUUCUACCUAAUUAUAAUAAUGUUGUAGAAGUUUCAACGCCCUUGAAAUCGUGAUGAAUAGAUUUAGAAGGAUAUGUCUACCUUCGCAACCCCCUUUUUUUGUAGAUCCAUCUACAAUAAAGCAUGAAACAACUUUGCAACUUUCUUGAUUUAAAAAAUAAUAAUAUCUACUAUUUUGUUCCUACAGCUCCAGUGCAGACCUGUGUGUCUCCAUUGGGCACUGCAUAGUCGGAUUCUGCAGUCCUACUACUUUUCAUCUGACUUCCUACUGCUUGCUAAUUUUCAGUAUAUUACCAAGACAUAGGCGACAAAUGGAAGGAAGCUUGACUGCAGGAUCAGACUACACAGGGUUUGUUUGUAGUCUGUUGCCACGGAGAAACAUUGGUCUGCACAGAAUCUGUUGACACAAAACAGUAGCUGAUUUUAUGAAAUAAAGGUUAUUUGCAAAGUUUCUUCAUUUUUCUAUUUUAGGUGCAUUUGGUUGCAAGUGGUAGACAUACCCUUGAAGUUCUGAGGUGCACAGCAUUGUCUAUAACCAUGUUAUAUUAAUGCUCAAAAAACUUGCUUAAAAGUGGAAAACAUAGUUUCCCUUCAUUUGUAUGUUUAUAAUCAAGUGUUGAUUAUAUGUGACUGACCAGAAUUGUGAAAGAGUUCUUCUAUUUGUAUUUUUUUUUAAGAUUUUGUUUAAAUUAUAUAUUUUUCCCCACCCUCUUAUCCCCAAUUUGUAAAUCUGUUUGCCCCAGUAGAUUUCAAUAUUUCACAUUAAUGUAUUUGCUGUAAGAGGAAUCCGCCUUUUUUUUUUUUUAUUUUUUUUUGCAUGACCCUCUUACAACUGAGUGGUUUAGCAGGGUCCUUUAGGCAAAUAAAAGAAAUGAAUAUUUUUUAAACGUGUUUUGACUUGCAACUUGACUAAAUUGUUGGAUGUAUCAGUUCAGUUGGUUGCCUUUUCUUGGUGUUAGACUUGAAGUAGUCACUAUUUUGAAGGCAGACUUAUUUGUUGUUAUGUGCAAUACUGUUUGUACUGUUUAUAUAAAAAGUGUAAAAAAAGAAAAUGGAAAAAAAGGCAUAAGUCUUUAUUGCAGAUUUAUUUUCAUUGCAAACAUUGUGGAUUCCGUGAGAUCAUUUUCUACUGUCAAAUAUGUACUUUUUUCUUCAUGCCGGUAUUUUUUCAAUAGUAAUGUAGCCUUUGUACGAAGACAAAAUUUUCAUUGUUAUUUUUAGAAAGAUUUUUUGCUAAGAAAAAAAAUUAAAACAUAUUUACAUAUUUUUCAUUUUUUAUUUUGUAUUUCCUUAGAGUGCUUUCUUCAACCAUUAAUAACUGUUUGUUCCUCGGAGGUACUUUCAGAUCUGGUCAAUGUCAUUAAUAUUAUUUUGUAUUUUUACUUGGAAUAAAUUAAUUUUAUUAUGCUAAUCUUUAAAGUUUUUUUUUUUUUCAUUUCAGUUCUUUUUGACGCUACAAAAACCUUUGUAAUAUUGUUACUAAAGUGACUAAUUUUUUUGAAAAGCAAGCUUUAUGUAUUAACUUGCUGAUGUGGUUUACAAUGGUGUGGCAGUGAUGAAAAUGGUCGGUUAUGUAAAGUGAUUGAAACAAUGUAAUGAACAAUUGGGCAAUAAAAAAAAAAAGUGAAGCAGAAAAAAAAUAUUUUAUUGUUGAGCAGAAUUUCCUUUUCAUUAUAUGUUUUGAAAUAAAUAAAUUGUGGGCACGUGCUUAGAA